UCGGCUCCCGUAGUCCGCCGCCCUAGCUACUGUCUUCCCCAUGGAAUCUUCCUGGGUGACUCUGGGCAUCGCAGCUUUCCUUUUGCUCUUGCCGUUUCUCUUCGCCGCGCGGUUCCUCCGAACGAGGCGAGCGCACGUCCCGCGUAAUGCUGCCGUCAGCCUCCUGGUGGUGGCCGGUUCUGGUAAGAAAAAGACGGCGGAGUUUUCCAGCUCCACGCUUUGUACAGCAAAGCGUGGCCUAGUCCACCCGGACUACAAUACCCAGCAAGCACAGCGGCAAGCUUUCCCCCUCACAGCGUCCUUUGGCGCGAGGCAUCCUGGGAUCUGUAGUUCAUACAGCGGGCAGAGGUUUGCAUGGAUCUGAGGUUCAUUUGGUUUCGGGGAACCACCGUGUGGAGCCUCGAAUCAAUUUAUAAGUCGCCCAGCUAAAAUGACUAGUUUUAGCUGAGGGGGAUGCAAAGCCGGAAAGCAUCUUACAGAACCGUUCUCGCUGCUGUUGAGAACAAAUGCUGGCGCCACGUGCAUUGCGGCUAUAUUAUUAUUAUUAUUAUUAUUAUUAUUUCAUUAAUUUAUUCCGCAUUUUCCCCAGACAGAGACUCAAGGCAGCUUACAACGGAAAUAAACAUUAAAAACAACAACCAAGCAUUAUAAUAUAAUAUAAUAUAAUUUACUAAGAACAUACAGAUAAUUACCGUGAAAACAGCAAGGCCCCAGCCCUUUAAUUCAAAACACACUAUCCCCAAAAAUCUGUUGGGAUAAAGAAGGUCUUCAGCUGCUGGAGGAAGGAUAGAGGGAGCUAGUCUAGCUUCUCUAGGCAAGGAGUUCCAAAGUUGUCCUGGAGCAGGCACAAAGAAGGCCUUAUACCACACGGCUACCAAGCAUGCCUGUGAGAGUGGCGGGACUGAGAGAAAGGCCUCCCCAGAAUAUCUCAGAACUCGGGCAGGUUUGUAGGAGGGAAUGCAAUCUCAGUUAAGUAGGACCUAAGCCAUAUAGGACUUUGUAAGUCAUAACCAGCACAUUGAAUAGUGCACAGAAACAGACCAUUAGCCAGCUUAGCCGUUGUAACAUGGGAGUUGUAUGCGGCAUUUGUAAUGUGCAGCAUUUGUGACAGCUGCAUGUUUAUGAAUGCAGAUGUCCCACCACCUUGAAGUCCUUUGCCCUGUAGCGUAAGCCUCGUGGCGGAUGGCUGGCACCAAGCUGCAUUUGAUGCACGGGUGAACACUUGCAGGCGAAGCGCAGGCUCAUCUCAGUCAAUACGAUAAUAAUAUCUGCUCUGAAAUAGGGAUGUUUCUUUAUGUCCCGUGGAGCUGUCAUAAUAUGCUUUUAAAGUAUGUGCUGUUCCUUAUAUAAAGAGUAGGUGCUACAGAGAUGGUCCAAAGCACAUAGUUGCCCAUGACAGAAAAUUAAAAUGCUAAUUAAUUUACAAAUCAAAAUGUCACGUGAGAUGACCACAUCAGGAAGCAGCUUUUUAUUUAAAAAAAUCACUUUCAGGUUUGUUUGUGGGUUUUGAAAACAAAAAACAAGCAGUGUACAUAUUUUAUGAAAUAAAUGAAUGAAUUGUGAGUGUGCAGCAGCAAGGUGUGAGAGGAUAGCUUUUGGGAAGGGCCACAGCUUGAUGGUAGAGCAUCUGCUUUACAUGAAGAAGGUCCUAGAUCAGGGGUCAGCAAACUUUUUCAGCAGUCCACUGUUCCUCAGACCUUGUGGGGGGCCGGACUAUAUUUUGAAAAAAAUAAAUGAGCAAAUUCAUAUGCCCCACAAAUAACCCAGAGAUGCAUUUUAAAUAAAAGCACACAUUCUACUCAUGUAAAAACACUAGGCAGGCCCCACAAAUAACCCAGAGAUGUAUUUUAAAUAAAAGGACACAUUCUACUCAUGUAAAAACAUGCUGAUUCCUGGACCAUCCGCAGUCCGGAUUUAGAAGGCAAUUGGGCUGGAUCCGGCCCCUGGGCCUUAGUUUGCCUACCCAUGUCCUAGGUUCUAUCCCUGGAAUCUCCAGGUAGGGCUGGUAGAGACCCAGUCUAAAAUCCUGGAGUCUGGCUGCCAGUAAGUGUAUGAGGCAGCUUCUUAUUUGUGUAUACCAUAGAGUUUGCCCUGUGCUCCCCAAAUUAGCCUGGUGUGGAGGAUACUGUGGAACAGCCAACUGAAUGGCUUCUGUGGGGGUGGGGAGGUGUCACCUUGUCCAUCGUCUCAGGCAGCAAAAUCUCAUGGGCCAAGCCUACACCAAGGUGGGUGAACUCAUGGCAUGGCUUACUCUGUGCCAGAGGAUGAAGGGGCCGUGUGACUACAGAGUCUUGAGUUUAAAGGAUGUAAAUUGGGUAGCCAGACCCAUGCACAGCGGUUCAUCUAAUUGCUAUAUAGGUGAAUAUUUUUCCACUUGCGUCUCCUGCUGUCGUAGGGCUUUGAUGAGAAAGCUGCACCUUGCUGAAGUUCUCCCUUCAAGAUAACUAUGAAUAGCAUGAGAAUCCUGCUUCAUUUAUCUAUUCAUGGAAUAUUUAUUUAUUUAUUGCUUUUACACCCACCUUUUUCUCAUAAAGAGCUCAAGACAGCAUACAAGGGUUCUCCUCAGUUAAUCCCCACAACAACCCUGUGAGGUAGGUUAGGCUGAGAGGCAUUGACUGGCCCUAGGUCACCCAGGCUGAGUGAGGAUUUGAACCCUGGUCUCCCAGGUCCUAGUCUGACACCUAACCACCACCACCCAGCGCUGGCUCUGUGGAGGGAGUCAGCGUAGCAGCAGGGUAAGCUAUUGGUUAGUCUCAAUAGUGUCGCACAGUAUGACUAUACUAUUAAAUGCAGCAGCCUCUGGGUAAAGGGUAUUUCUCAAUGUUCUACACGCAGAAGGUCCCACAUUUAAUCCUCAGUGUCCUCCAGACACAACCGGGAGAGACCUUUCUGAAACCCUCCAAGAGCAGCUGUCAAUCAGCAUAGAGAAUACUGAGUGGGAUCGAUCAUAAGAGCAUAAGGAAAGCCCUGCUGGAUCACACGAAAGGCUCAUUUAGUACCGAAUCCUGUACUCACAGUGGCCAUAACCACAUGGCUAUGAAAGCCCAGAUGUUGGACAUGAGUGCAAGAGGGCUCUCCCCACUCUGAACUAAUGUUCAGAGGCAAAACACCUCUGAUACUGGAAAAAGUACACAGCCAUCAUAACUAGUAGGCAUGGACAGCCUCUUCCUUCAUUAAUUUGUCCAACCCCCUUUAAAGGCGUCCAAGUUUCUCUGACUUGGUAUGAAGGAGCUUCUUAGGUUCCUGUCAGGGAGCUGACAUCGGAGCCAGAGGCGGAGGCUAGGCUCCCAAGUGAUGCUGGAGAAGGGCCCAGCAGGGAGAGAGGCAGCUCAUCAGCUGGGGAAGGAAAUCAGCGUAACACCAGGGAUAAAGGGGGGCAGAUGGGGGAAUCAGCGAGGGGGCUCCAGGACUCCUCGCCGGAGACCAGCGGGGAGAGCAUGGGUCCUCCGCUACCCACACCCUCCCUGCGCAGAAGACUUCCGCGCAGGGAGAGUAGGAGGAGACUUGGCUGGAGCUUUUAUGCUGGAAAAGGUUUAAGAGACGCCCACUGACGGAUUCUGCUGGCGACUGAGACAGCCAUGAAGUGAAGCGCUGUCCGGACAGGAAAGGUUUAACCAGGCAACCUAGCCACGAGUGGCGGCAACUUACGCACGAGCAACCCCUAUUCUUAUUACAGUUCCUAAUAUAUUCCCAAUAAUUGGUUCCCUUCUAAAACAAACAGCAGCAUCACAUUAGUAGAAUGCUUCUUGCAAAUAUAGACAAAGAAUGUAAAUUUGCCACAGGAAACCCAGUCAGUUGGGUGGGGUACAAAUAAUAAAUAUUAGUAUAAUAAUAAUAAUACUAAUAAUAAAUAUUAGUAGUAGGAAAACGAAGUUUGCAAACCUCGAAACAAUUUUCUAGUAUGUUGUAUACCGUAUUUUUUGCCCCAUAGGAUGCACCGGCCCUUAGGACGCACCUAGUUUUUUUUGGGGGGGGGGAUAAAGAAAAAAAAAAUAUUUUCCCCCCAGGUGCGGGGCUGGGGUGGGGGAAGCCCGAGCUUCCCCAGCCCCCAGAACUGGCUGCUAUCCGCAAGCUGUGGGAGAGCUGCACGAAGUCGUGCAGCUCUCCCACGGCUAGCGUAGAGCUGCGCAAAGCCCGAAGCCUGGGGCAUGCUGAGCUCGGCGCGCCCCAAGCCUCUGGGUGCCGGCAAGCUCUCCGCUAGCCGUGGGAGAGCUGUGUGACUUCGCGCAGCUCUCCCACGGCUAGCGGAGGGCUGCGCGAAGCCCAAAGCUUGGGGUGUGCGACUUCACGCAGCUCUCCCACGGCUAGUGGAUAGCUUCCUGAAGCCUGGAGAGCGAGAGGGGUCGGUGCGCACCGACCCCCCGCACUCUCCCGGCUUCAGCGAAAGCCUGCAAUCGCCCCAUAGGACGCACACACAUUUCCCCUUCAUUUUUGGAGGGGAAAAAGUGCGUCCUAUAGGGCGAAAAAUACGGUAUAUGAUUUUUCUUUUAGGGAGGCCCAAGCCCACUGGCUAUGUAAGCGUAACUUUUAACAAAACAGAAAUGAACUAGAGUUGGAGUACAUACAUAUGGAAAACAUUUGGCAGUUCAGACAUUAGUUGACUGAGAGGGGGAAAUGUGAAAUGUCUGAAAUGAAAAGCAUUGUGCUUUGAUAUGACAUGAAAGUUAUCUCUAUGGGGUUUGAUCUAUACCGGCUCAGUCAUCAACACACAUCAGUCUCCAGUUGAUGCUGCAGUCAUCAGAGUCUUGCAGUUCGCUGAUCUCUCACAAGCCACCUUCGCUUUUGUGUUUUUCAGGUGGGCACACUACAGAAAUCUUGAGGUUACUUAGUAGCCUGUCCCAGACAUACUCUCCUAGACAUUAUGUUUUGGCUGAUUCAGACAAAAUGAGUGAAGAAAAAAUCCGUUCUUUUGAACAACAAAGAGCUGAAACCGCCUCCAAUUCCUUGGUAAGUUGUGGCAUCUUUAUUGAUAACUGUUUGUUUAUAUUUCACGUGCCAAAAUGGUGACUUAAAUCGCUUAUCAGCAUGAUUUUCAUUGGGCUCCAUAUCUGUAGCUCCGAGCACUUUGCUUCUCAAUUUAUCCUGCUGAAUUGCCUCUUUAUGCUUUUAUCUUUAUUGAAUCUUACCUUUUACUCACAAACCCAAAAGUUAGCCAAGGGUGAAUGUGGCUUUCACUCAGGCCAAAAAAGAUUAGCCACCCCUGCUUUUAAGAUAAGCCCUCGCUGAAACCAGCAAGGCAUUUCCAAAUAAGCAUGUAUAGAAUUGGGGAUUAUAAUCAAUUACUGUUUGUUCUCAUUAAUAAUAAUAAUUCUGUACACAAGGGAGAAAUGUGCACACAGUCAGAGGUUUCUUUUUAAAAUGUCUGCUUGAAAAGACAAGUUGCUUUUCAUUUUUCAGUUUGUACGUUUCCCAGAAAAAAGGGCUUGCCUAUCUUCAGGAUGUGGCAGAAAGUUUAAAGUUUCCAUUGACAGUUUAGGAGCUGCCUGAAAAUGCAUGAGGGAUCAUUGGUCAUCAAUGGACUGCAGGUUUAAGAACCAGUGGUAAAAGUGAUCUAAACGUAUGAGCUCUGUUUCCCUGUACCUGAGAAGGAUUUCAUAUCAAUAAGGGUCUUCUGUCCAUUGAGUAGAGUGAAAAAUGUGGCACAUCUGCCAAUGCCAUUUGCACAAGCACAUCUGCCUGCAGUUCCACUACAAUGCAGCUGCAGCACCAGACAAGGCCAUGCUUUGUGCUGGCAUAGCUGCUGGUAGCUGCAUCCUAAACCCUUGGUGUGCUUGCCUAACAAGCCCUAGUAGGCUCGGGAUGUUUGUUGUUGUUUAGUCGUUUAGUCGUGUCCGACUCUUCGUGACCCAUGGACCAGAGCACGCCAGUCACUACUGUCUUCCACUGCCUCCUGCAGUUUGGUCAAACUCAUGCUGGUAGCUUCGAGAACACUGUCCAACCAUCUCGUCCUCUGUCGUCCCCGUCUCCUUGUGCCCUCCAUCUUUCCCAACAUCAGGGUCUUUUCCAGGGAAUCUUCUCUUCUCAUGAGGUGGCCAAAGUAUUGGAGCCUCAGCUUCAGGAUCUGUCCUUCCAGUGAGCACUCAGGGCUGAUUUCUUUAAGAAUGGAGAGGUUUGAUCUUCUUGCAGUCCAUGGGACUCUCAAGAGUCUCCUCCAGCACCAUAAUUCAAAAGCAUCAAUUCUUCGGCGAUCAGCCUUCUUUAUGGUCCAGCUCUCACUUCCAUACAUCACUACUGGGAAAACCAUAGCUUUAACUAUAUGGACCUUUGUUGGCAAGGCGAUGUCUCUGCUUUUUAAGAUGCUCGGGAUGUUACAUGCCCUUUCCUAGCUCUGUAUGUGACUUCAGCACAUGUAUGAAACAUGGUCAAGCUUUUCCUCACUACAGCUUAGCCAGCAACUCUGUUAUAAUCAGUUCAGCAUGGGAAAUAGCCAAUUCCCAGCACAUCUUGCACAAUGAAGACAAACUGCGGGCGGGGGAGGGGCAGGGAAAACAACACAAAGAAAUAUUUCUCUUUAAUCUCUUGCUACAUGCAAUUAUUAACAAAAGUACCAGAAAGAAAGGUGGCAUCUGAUAGGAUCUUUUAUAAAUGCAUGUCAACAUACAUCUGUUUCCUUUUAAGUAUCUUAACAAGUUCUGUGUAACCCAAACUCAGGAAAACGAAAACUUUGUUUCAGUUGGACCUGCUUCUGAAGCUUUUAAAUUUUGUUAUUGUUAACAUGCUUCUAUGCCGUGUUUUGUUUUGUUUUGGGUUGAGGUUUCAGGGUUGGGCUUAUCUCCACUAAAGUGUCUUUUACUUUGUAACAUUUAUUACAAUAUGAGAUUGCUUUUUUUGCAGGGGGGGUGUUGUCGUCUGAUCUAGUACCUAUCAAGUUCUAAGGCUUACGACUCCGCUGAGAACUCAAGUCGUUGAACCACAUCACUGUUCUGUCUCAGAUCUCUGAGGCGGAAUUUUUGUUCCUACUCGGAGGGCAUACCUUUCUUUCUUUCUUUCUUUCUUUCUUUCUUUCUUUCUUUCUUUCUUUUUCAUUUGAGUGCUUGUACUCUCCUCCGUGAAACUGGAAGAAGGAAUUUAGCCCCCAUCCCUGUAGAACAAGCAAUAUUAUCAGGGGAAAAGAUGAAAUGGAAUAAAAAGUAGAUUUCAAAAUGUUGUUCAUCUGAAUUUAUAUAAGGUCUGCCACUUGAUUAAAGAAAUCAUAAUAGUUAUACAUAUCUGCCCUGGUAGCUCAGUUGGUAGAGCAGAAGACUCUCGAUCUCAGGGCCAUGGGAUUAAGUUCCACAUUGGGCAAAAGAUUCUUGCAUUGCAGGGGGUUGGGCUAGAUGACCCUUGUGGUCCCUUCUGUGAGGUUUAUGGUGCACUUCUGUGCACAUCUACACUGAAGUUAAGUCCCAUUGAGUUCAGUGGGUUUUGUUCCCAAGGAAGCAAGUACAGGACUGCACCACCAACCACUUAAGGAUGCAAUCCUAUUACACUCAUGUGGGAGUAAGUCUCAUUGAACUCAAUAGGGCUUUCAUCUGAGUAGACAUAUAUAGGCUUGCCCUGUAAGACUGCAACCCUACACACGUGUGGUGUAGUGGUUAAGAGCAGUGGACUCGUAAUCUGGUGAACCGGAUUCGCCUCUCUGCUCCUCCACAUGCAGCUGCUGGGUGACCUUGGGCUAGUCACACUUCUCUGAAGUCUCUUAGCCUCACUCACCUCACAGAGUGUUUGUUGUGGGGGAGGAAGGGAAAGGAGGUUUUUAGCCGCUUUGAAAUUCCUUAGGGUAGUGAUAAUGUAGGAUAUCAAAUCCAAACUCCUCUUCUUCUUCUUCUUCUUCUUCUUCAUCUUCGUCUUCAUCAUCAUCUUAUUAUUAUUAUUAAGAAUGAACUCCACGGAAUACAGUGGGACUUCCUCAGUUUAGUGUAUUCAGUUUGAUUUACACAUUGCUUCACACAACCAAAAAGAAGUUCCAAAGCGAUUUGCAAAAACAAGAACAUACAAAAUAGAAGCGUCCAUAACCACUUAGCCUAACAUGAGAAUGAGCACCAUAAAACAAACAUACAAACAAACAAACAAACAAACAGCCAGACCAUUAGUUCUGUCCAUAGCCUGGGAGAAUAGAAACAUUCAGCCUGGUGCUGAAAAGCUGACAAAGUCUACUUAGAGGUUUUUAAGAUUAAGCUGCAUGAAAAUUCAGUUCAAAUAAAGUUAUUUAUUUAAGUCGGCACCAGGAGAGGUUCUCUGAGGAAUCCAAGAAUACAGGAAGGCAUUGGAGCAUAGGCAAGCCUUGUUGCUUGAACAAGGCUUAAGUGGAACAAGAUGCCUACCUAUACCCUUUCCAGGGGAAUCCUGUAGUCAGCAGGAGUGGCAGGAUCCCCAAGGCAUGGAUGAGGAAUGGCAGGAUCCCCAAGGCUGAGAAGCUGCCUCCUGGAGAGGUUCACAACGAGGGGGAGCUACACACAAAUCCAGCCAUUGCUGACACAAAGCUAUAGAGCUGGUAAUUUGUUGAGGGCAGGGAGUGGAUCCUUGCAUGUGGUCUGCUGCUUCUCUUAAGGAACUGUUGUGUGCAACAGAUUAAAAAAUUAUAUUUAAAAAAAUGUAAAAAUGAGCUAAAAUAAACCCACUGGGGUAAAUCGCACCACCACAUCUCACCCACAUAAAACAGGUUGGGAUGGCCUCCUUAUGGCUGUGGGCUUCACAGCAUUUUUCUCACCAACGUCACUAAAAAUUCCUGCUCGUGUUUUCUGUUUGGACAAGACAUUCCAAAGAUGAAGGAUUCAACAUUCUUAGCACAUGCAAGAUGAAAACAACAAAACAGCUUCGGGUGCGAAUGAGCACUAGCAGCCAAGGCAUCUUCCAUUUUUUGAUGACUUAAAAAAAAAAAGGCAGUUUCUUUGAAGAUGGAACCUACCUGUGAGGUAGCUUAGGCCACGAGGCAGUGACCGGCCCAAGGUCACCCUGAGAGCUUCAUGGCCAAGUGGGGAUUGAACCCUGGCCUCCCAGGUCCUAGUCCAGCACCCUAACCAGUGUGCCACACUACCUUCUGCCAGAUCAACUGGUGUGACAGCUGCAGCCAUUCCUGGAUCAAAAUACCUUAGCUAUAGUAGUCUAGGCAUUAGUAACCCCCUGAUUGGAUUACGGCAGUGCGCUCUAUGUAGGACUCCCCUUAAGGUUGGUCCGGGAAGCUACAGGUAGUGCAGAAUGCUACAGCCUGGCUGUUGGAGGAGGCGCCCUAUCAACAGCACAUAAAUCCUGUGCUGAAAUAGUUGCCCUGGGUGCCAGUAUGCUACAAGACUUAAUUCUAAAGUUUUGCUAUUCGCAUGUCAAGCCCUGAAUGACUUGGGACCUUUGGGAACGCCUGCUUGUUACAGUCCUGCUUGGUCACUUUGAAGCUCAAGAGAGAUACCCCUAAGUAGUGCCAUAUGCUUCCAGGGUUGGUCUUACGUCCGCUAAGACCACAGCCUUUAGUGUGGCAGGACCUGCCCUUUGCAGGCUUCCUCUGGUGAACAUCAGGCCAGCACCUACAGUAUUGGCAUUUAAGAGGCAGCUGAAAUCCCACCUGUUUGUCCAGGCCUUCCUUGACGGGGUCACACAGCUACAUUCCUGUAUUAAUUUAAUCUAUCCAUUUGCGAUGUAUUUUUUAUGGAUGCAGUUUUGUUAUUACUUUUUUCUGUGCCCUAUGUUUUUCUUCAUUUGGUAUAGAAAUUUUUAAGCCUGGACAAACUGGUUAAUCUUAGCUGUGGUUAGCUGAAGCAAGCCAGCUCAGACCAUAGUUUAGGCUGGCUUUUUUCAACCAACCGUAGAAAAGAGUAACUAUAGGUUAGAGUUUGAUAGACACACUAAGCGAAAGCAAAAGCUUCUAAAGUCUUCCUUAUUGGGUGUAAGGAGGAGUGUGCAAGCAUGAGGGUUCCUGAGGCUCAUUUCUGCAACACUAAAUUAUGGUUAGCAUUACGUCUGAGCUGCAACUUCCGUUGCUGUUUCACCUUAGUAAUCAUUGUGAAGUCAAGCAUAGCUUGGGGAUUAGUUUUGUACUAACUUUGCCAAAAAGGUGUAUGAAGCAGUGUCCUAACUUAUGACACAAAGUGAUGUGGAAAUUGGGAGGAUGCUUUGCAAGGUAAGAUUAGAGCAGAACACUUUUAAUAAGAAGCUCAGAAGAUUUCAGUUCAACAGCAUCUGUUGCUAGCAAUUCAUCUUACUGUCCACUAGGUGGAGCAAUAAGCCAAUUGUUGUUGUGCUGCCUAAGCUGCACAUUUUGAGCACUGUUUGAAAAGUAAGGAGAGAGACAUUUGCUUGCAUUUUCCAAGUGAUUUUAUGCAUCUGUGCUGCCAUGUCCGGGUCUUGCACUCAUAUUCAUCAUGUGUUUAAAAGCAUGUGCCGGAUGCUGCUUGCAGGGGAGGGGUGAAAAUCCUGUGAAAGGUCAGGGCAUCUUUUGCAAAUGGAGAACUCGCUCCUUUGGAACAGGGAAAUAGGUUGCAAUCUAGAGGCCACAGCCACAAGCCCAACCCAAGAGCCCCAUCUCUGGUAUCUGUUCCUUUUUUUGUGAAUGGGAGGUGUGCAGCAAGCAAAGAUAGCAGCCGCCUUAUGGAACUAUGUGCAAACGGUCACGAGUCAUCUGGUGUAAAUCUGUCCAUUUAUUCCCUUGUUUUCCAAGUUCACCCUCCACCGCAUUCCCAGAAGCCGGGAGGUCCGUCAGUUGUGGAGCUCCUCUGUGGUGACGACUCUGCGUUCCAUGUUUUACUCUCUCCCUUUGACCUUCAGACUCAAGCCGGAUUUGGUAUGUAAAACAACUGUUGCAGGCAAAUAAUGAAGAAAUGCCUUGUCUGUUCCAAAAGGAAAUAACUAUUCAGAGAUAACAAACCUCUAAAUAUGCAUACAAAUUUAGGACUGGUUCCUGCAGGGUUUACUUCCCUCGAUUGAGUCCUCCAACCUUUAAGCAGCUCUCUUGUGCAAUGCAGCAUUUUCAGGCUAGUUUGAAUGUGGCAGUGGGUACUCAUAAAACAGGGUGUUAUCAGUCUGUCUAGCUGAUUUAUAUCAAAGGUGGCAGAAGUUAGAUCAGGAUCUAGUGGAAGACACUGCAGUGAUUUGCGGCCAGAUAACAAGGAUUUCCGGUUCCAAAUUGUUUUAACAAUAGCAACAACAAAGUGACUUUUUAUUAGGCUGCUGCAAUAAGAAGGCUAACCAGGAGUGAAGUUUUUGAAAGGACUGUGAACUCACCUCAGUUUUUCUACUAAAAACAAAUUCCUUCGGCCCAUGUGCUCAGAGGUACCCCGUUCUUUCAUUCUAAAUAGGUGUCUUUUGUGCCUUGCUUGGUAGGAUCACGGGGUUCUAGUGAACAACAAAGUAGACUCAACAUUCCUGUUUAUACAGUAUGAAAACUGUUAUUGUCUUCUAUUCAUCUGUAAUAAAGAGAAAGAAGUGUUUCUGGUGGUACCUUGAGACUAAAAGUGAAAUCCAACAAUGCCCACCUGCCAGCAGAGCAGGCACCCUAUUUAUAAUGGAUUAUCUCUCUUCAAGGUACCCAACAAAUCUGCUCUGGGCAGCUGGGGGACCAGGCAGCACAGAUUUGGAGGGCCACAGGACCUGUAGGGGAAAGAAGAUGAAGGGAAACUCCUCUCACACAAGCAGAAGUCUGCUUCCUUGGUGUUGGGAUUGUUGCCCUAAAUCUUUAGAAGUUUUUUUUUGGGGGGGGCACAUGGCAAAGCUUCCUUAUAGGUAAAAGGACCCCUGACCAUUAGGUCCAGUCGUGACCGACUCUGGGGUUGCGGCGCUCAUCUCGCUUUAUUGGCCGAGGGAGCUGGCGUACGUCUUCCGGGUCAUGUGGCCAGCAUGACUAAGCCGCUUCUGGCGAACCAGAGCAGCGCACGGAAACGCCAUUUACCUUCCCGCCAGAGCGGUACCUAUUUAUCUACUUGCACUUUGAUGUGCUUUCGAACUGCUAGGUUGGCAGGAGCAGGGACCGAGCAACGGGAGCUCACCCCGCGUUGGGGAUUCGAACCGCCGACCUUCUGAUCGGCAAGUCCUAGGCUCUGUGGUUUAACCCACAGCGUCACACGUGUCCCACGCUUCCUUAUAGACAGUGCUAAAUUGGACCUCAGAUGAGGUUCGAUAGUCUGCUAGGAGAAGCUUGUGCCAUGUUGUAAUAACAAGGUUCUAAAAAGUUAGUUUCAAGGUAACUUUUCUUUCUAUCUGGCGCCACCCCCACCCCCAGAAGAGCAAUGCGGGAACAGAGUGGGGCUUGUUGACUGUCCAUUGCAAAGUCAUAGGGGGUGGAACACUCUCCUGACUUCAAAGUGAUUCUCCCGUAAAACUAGUUGCUAACCAGAGUAUGAAAGAAAACAAAGGAGAGACCUUAGUGAGCCCAUCCCUGUUCCCCAUUUCUUCCCCAUACAUUGAUUUUUUGCUUUUCAUUAAAGAGGAAGCAAAAUGCCUUAAUUCAAAUGAAACAGACCGUCUUUAUGUGACGAGUACAUUAGGACAUUGCCUUGUUACAGCGAUGGCUCCGUUUAAUUAGCAUCAAUUGUAUUGAGUUUCCAUCAUAAGGGAAAUUGUCUGGAAAAUCAAACAGACCAUUACAUUGCUGGAGGAGAUGAUGUGGAAAAAGUCAAAGGAGAAAGGGUAUCGGCGGGUAACUUAGCGAUAGUUUAACUUCUGUAUAGCUUUUUUGCUUGAAAUAGCAGUGCCAAAAAAUACAGAGCUGGUGCCAGAGGGCCUCAUGGACUUUGCACUGAAAUCUCCUCUGAGGGUGGGUGUGGGUGUGUUUUAAAAAAAGGGACUCUCGUUGCAGGAGAAUGGAGUUUUGCCAGUGCAUAGUGAAACUGAAUACACUCUGUGCUCAGCCACAGCAGCAUCACUCAGGUGCUUUGAUUUAGAGCGACUUGUAGACUGGCUUGUGAAGUGGUGUGCAUUGUGGCUUAGGGUGUGGCCACAAGUCCCCAGUUCAAAUCUCUCCUCAUCUGUGAUUUUCUAUAGGUGGCUGUAAGCAAUCGGCUCUUUCUCUCCUCCCACUCCUGUCUUAAUGCCUGUGGUAUAGGGCUUGCAAGACUGUUUUGGUUAGGAUUGCUGAAAUAAUGUAUACGAGAUGCUUUUGAGCGCUCAUCUGAACACAUGCAGCUGCCUUACGCAGAGUCAAAUCAUCUCGUUUAGUGGUGGGGAACCUGCAGUUGUAGCUGCUGAACUACAAACCCCAUUAUCCCUGACCAUUGGUCCUACUGAGUGAUGGGAACUGGUGUUCAACAACACUCCGAGGGUCACGGGUUCACUACCACUACCACCACUGUAGUUCAGCUAGAAGGGGUACCAAUAGAAAAGCACCAAAGGAUGCAUCGUCCACCCAAAACAAAUACAUAUUCAAAGUGCUUCUGAAGGUCUGGAGUAUGGUAGCUUUCCAGAGGUCAGCUGGCAACAAAUUUCAGAGUCGUGGGGCUACCACAGAGAAGGCCCUGUGUCGUAUUUCACUGACUGCAGUGGUAGGCAAACCAAGAGGACCUCCAUUCUUAAUCAUUACGUGUGGGCAGGUGGAUACAGGUGUAAGUUGUCCUUCAGAUAACUCUGACUCUGAUCACCCAAGGCUUUGAAGGUGAAAACCAGCUAAUGUAAAUAGCUGGAGAAAAAUUAAUCCAUUCUUCAGGGAGGCGGUGCCAACGGCUUUCUGUCGUAAAACCGACGUUAGAGAUGUUAACUGCCGCCUCUUUUAAAGUGUCUUGGGAAAGAGGAUCUGAUAACAAUUGAAAGGGAGAGCUGUGUAUUGUUUGAUAAGGUUCUCCCUGAACACUUUGAGGUAUUGCAUCUUUUUUUAAGAGCAACAGCGCACAAUCCCUUUAUCGUACAGCGUGGCUUAAUAUAUUAUUACACGGACAUUUAUCAGGCAGAGUAUCUAGCUUUGAGCUUGAAAGCCGCCUCAACAACAACAACAUAUAUUUAACUCUGCUUGGGUGAGACUGCGUUUACUGAGCCGCAGAGCACCACAUCCUUGGCAGACUACCAGGUCCCAAAGGUUAAAAAAGUCUUCAGAGGGGGUGGAACAAAAAGUUGGCGUUCCGAGUUGACAGCAUCUGUCAAAGGCAUCUGCCACAGAGCUCAACUUCAAAAGUGUUAAAAAUAGGAAACACCAAGAAAAGCACCAAAUGAGGCCCAAAUGACACGGUUGCCGUGCUGGAAUCUGUGGACACACUAGGCGUUAAUCAGCGUAGGCUGUCGUUGUUGCUGUCGUUCUUCUGUUUCUACUGUACUUCUAAUGGGGAAGCAGUGGGAUUUCGGAAUGCUUUCAAAAAGUCACUUGCGCCUAGCAAGACCUGAUUGUGCAGAUUCUUGUGCCCUCCCAAACUCCUCUCAACGGCAAGAAGAAAUCCGAGGAGCUCAAGGAAUGCGAGAUUAAGCAAAUACAGCAAGCGCUGCCCUCAACAUUACUUUGUGGGAAUAAGUGGCAGUCAAGCCGCCUUGCCCGCAAGUAGGGCUUUGAUGGUAACAAGCAGCGAGAGCAAUUGGCUAUGGCACAAGGUUGUAGGCACAGCACAGCACCGCAGGCUCUGGAAGACAGCAUUCCGAGUAGAUCACACGCAGAGGUUUGUUUAUUACAUUUAAAGCUUGUUUUUUCCUCCAAGGAGGUCAAAGUAGCAUACAUGCCUCUUGCAUUUUUUUCCCUUCACAACAACCCUGUGAGGUAGGUUAGGUACAGAGAUAGUAACCGGCCCAAGGUUAUCCAGUGAGCUUCAGGGUUGAGUGGGGAUCAGUCUGACAUCCUCGCCACUCUACCAUUCUGUUGUUUGCCUGUGCAUAGCAGUUUGUUGUUGGGCCGGCAAAGCAACUGGCCAAAUAAGUCUACCCAAGUUGCUAGUCCACAGGAAGAUUUUUACCAACCUGCGCUCUUCCAGUAUAACCACAUUUAGCCAUGAGGGUGUAAAAGAGAGAGGUCGUGCUACCUCAGUGCUUCAUUCAUUUCCUUUUUAAUGGGCCCCUCCAAUCACUGCUUUUGUGUAUUCUCCCAGUGACAAACUUCCAAUCCCUUUUCAGAGCAAGGUAUUUUCCUCAGGUGUUAUCCUCCCCUCUCUUUUAAAGGGUUUUCGUCACAUUUUCUAACCUAGGCGUCGGGUGGCGUAUUGGGAAAGUGAAUUUAUCCCCACUCAGCACACAAUCAAUACAACAUUCGGGGUGGACAAGGAGGGGGUGGAGUUGGGCCAGAGAGAAGGGGCGGGGCCUGGGGAGGAGGUGUGGCUUAGGCCGAGUCCCAAGGGGUCAGGUAGAAAUGUCUGGAGCAUCAUAUUGUGCUCCUGGGUCUAAAGUCUUUCAUCUCCAUCCCUCCCCCCUAGAAAGGUUAUGUGCUUAAAAGUUUUGUUCUGCAGCAAUCCCAUGUUAACCUCUCGUGUUUAUGUUAAAUUUAUAAGCAAAGCGUCCUGUUAUUCCCUUCCCUUCUCUCCAGUACUUCCCAACUCCAUGCCUCACACAAGGAGGAGGUGGACAUAAACGUCUGGGAAAACUGCACAACGGUGAUAUUUAUAUCCGGCAUUUAGCACCAUUUGAGUUUCAUAUAUAUUGACUAAAUUACCUGGAUGGGAGCCCUGAAACCUACCUAGGGUUGUAAUCCCUAAAUUGCAGUAGGGAGAUGUAAAGGGAGUGUUAAUGCCUCAGGUAAGAUACCUUGCUUAAGGCUGCUUGGCAUAGUUGAGAUCUGAAGAAGGAGGGACACUCUUCCUAUGCUUAAAUGUUUAUAAAUUCAAAGAAAAAAAGCAAUAUUCCAGGGCUUUUUUUAUUUUUAGCCAGAACUCACCGGAACUCACUUCCAGCACCUCUAAGGUGGGUGCCAUUGCCAUUAUAAGAGAACAAGGGAGGCGUUCAUAGUGAGUUCCGGCACCUCUUUUUCUAUAAAAAAUAGCACUGCAAGAAUCUAUCCAUUUAGAUAAAGCCUUCUCUAUGACAGGUUGUUUUUCUAUAUGCACAGAGUGCUUUCUCCACGAAAACAGCAUUCUUGUACAUGCACAAACCCUGCAUCCUAUUGCCUGAAGUGACAAAGCCCGGGAAAAAGCUUUGCCUCUUGAUUCUACCAACUGACCUAAGGCACUCCAAUGUUUUCCUUCCUGCUCUGUGUGAGAGAGUGACGAGGCAAAGAUUCCAUCUGGCUUCCUUAACCUUAAUGGGUUUCAUGCUUCUUUACAGCUGGAUAGGCUGGAGGCAGCUGUCUCGCUUAAGGCUGACUACAACACCAUUUGGUUACCGUAUUUCCAAAGGUACCAAGCUAGGCACCCUAAGGUGGGAUUGGGUAGGGAGUACCCUCAGUCCAUACAUAUAGCAUUAUGGAAAUGAGCAAGCAGUGUAAGGUGCCGGAUUCACAGUCUUGCUAAGUUCCACCAUAGCAAACAGAUACUAUUGUUAUAGAAACGCUUACACAGUGAUGAAAGGCGAUCUUUAUUUCACUUAGCUAAGACUUUCCAUUCUCUCCACAGCUCUCAAAAUGUCUUAAGUUCAUUGCGCUUCUGUAGCAUUCUAGAAUGGAUAAUAAGGUAUUGUUCCUUUGUAGCAUGAUUUGCAUUAGGGCUUUCCCCCCACUUUUUAUUAGAGGAGACAGUACAAACCUAGAUUACUUUCCAAUAUAUUAUUGGUUUCUUCUAUCCUGAUCUCUGGAGUUUACAGAGCACAUAGAAAAAUGGGUUGUUCUUGUUGUUGUUAUUAUUAUUAUUAUUAAAAAGUAGAUUUCUUCUGUUAGAGAGAAUUUGCUAAGUUGCCUUGUGGGGGUUUUCCAUCCAUAACUUGUCUGACAAAAUACUGCUCUGUGUGUGUGCGUGCGGGUGUGUAUUGUCUCAUGUGCUUUUUUAAAAUUGGAGAACAAACAUAAACAUAAAGUAGUGCUAGGUGAAUGUUGCAAAAGGAUUUCUGCUUGCACAACGGAAUGUUCUUUCCCUGCUGUUCCCUCCAUGCACCUCCUAAAUUUGUAGGGUUUUCCUCAACCCUCUGGAACAGAUGUGGGGUGUGCAGGGGAGGGGGGAAAGGAUACCAUAAAUCCAUGUGCUAACACAACAAGGGCAUUGGAUACCACCCUUGAUGUGUAAAGUCCUACUGUGGGCAGGUCAGUAUUUUUCAUAGAGUUGGCCACUGUGGGAACAGAAUGCUGGGCUAGAUGUCUUGCUCCUCUUGUGUUCUCAACCUCUGUUCCUUGAAGACCUACCUAAAGAUGGGUAUAGCUGGAUACGGUGUCCUCAGCAGGCAAGAAGGCCAACUUGGAGCUCGUAUCCAUGACCCUGAAAUUAAGAGCCUCGUCCUGUACUGACUGAGCUAUCCCAGACAGGCCUGCCAGAAAGACAAUAACGACGACACUUUGUCCGAUUUGUAAAGAUAGGUGCUGCCACACUGAAGACCUGAUUCUGACAUUGGAUGGAUUAGACCUCCUGAGAAGACCAUACCUGCCAUUCUCAAGGGCAGCCCCACAUAGAGCACAAUGCAGCAAUCCAAUCUGGAAGUUACAGCGCAUGGGCAACAGCAGUCAGGCUGUCUCGGUUAAGAAACAGCUGCUGCUCUCAUAUCAGCCAAAGCCGGAGCACCCCCCAGACUAUGAACCAGCUUUUUCAGGGAGAGUGCAACCCCGUCCAACACAGGCAACUGAUCAAUUAUCCAGACUUGGGAACCACUCACCCAGAGUGCCUCCGGCUUACCAGGAUUCAGAGUCAGUUUGUUGGUCCUCAUCCAGCCCACCAGCAAGUUCAGGCACUGCUCCAGGGCUUGCAUAGCCUCUCCAAUUCGGAUAUUACAGAGAAAUAGAGUUGGUCAUCCAUCAGUUUGCCCCAGAUCUCUUAAUGACUAGGAGCUCUCCUUGGUCCUGCAACAACUGACCUUCCCUUGCCACGUCACCCCAGAGCUCCUUUGCAAGGCCAGAGCAGAACACCCAGUGUGAAAAGUUUGGUCUCUUGCCCUUCACAUAUAAUUUCAAGGGGAAGAAAUGCCUUCAAGUCGACUAGAAAUAUAUUUGUGCCAAUAAUAAGAAUUGCAAAUUGCUAACAUGAGACAUUCCUAUAAGCUGCAGUGGAUGCAUCUGUGUAAUGUUCAUUUUGUUAAUAUUGAGCAUGACAGAACUUAAGCUGAGCGCACUUUUAAUCCCAUUGGUUUCCGUAUGAGAGAGUUAAGAACGUGUUCAAUUCGCCUGCUGAAAUCAAUUAAACUUAAACAUAUCUAAAGUUGGCAGGAUCAUAACAAUUGUUCUGAAAAACAACCAAAAAGCAACAGUUUGAAUUCUUUAUACAGCCCAUAUUAAUUUCAGUCAAUAUCAGGGCUGGCUAAGAUGUGACCCUCCAGAUGUUUCUGAACUAUAGUCCUCAUCCUCCCUGACCACUGGCCAUAGUUGGAGUUGGUAGAAAGUACCAUUCAAUAACAUCUGGAAGGCCACAGGUUAGCAACCCAUGGCCUAGAUAUACAAUCCAGUGCUGCAAAGCAACCAGGUCAGAAACUUAAUUGGAAAAUAUAAUGGCCAACUGGUCCCAUCACCUCCUGGCAAAUAGAAGGGGAAGAAAUGGAGGCAGUGAGAGAUUUCACUUUCUUGGGCUCCGUGAUCACUGCAGAUGGUGACAGCAGCCACAAAAUUAAAAGACACCUGCUUAUUGGGAGAAAAGCAAUGACAAACCUAGACAGCAUCUUAAAAAGCAGAGACAUCACCUUGCCGACAAAGGUCCGUAUAGUUAAAGCUAUGGUUUUCCCAGUAGUGAUGUAUGGAAGUGAGAGCUGGACCAUAAAGAAGGCUGGUCGCCGAAGAAUUGAUGCUUUUGAUUUAUGGUGCUGGAGGAGACUCUUGAGAGUCCCAUGGACUGCAAGAAGAUCAAACCUCUCCAUUCUUAAGGAAAUCAGCCCUGAGUGCUCACUGGAAGGACAGAUCCUGAAGCUGAGGCUCCAAUACUUUGGCCACCUCAUGAGAAGAGAAGACUCCCUGGAAAAGACCCUGAUGUUGGGAAAGAUGGAGGGCACAAGGAGAAGGGGACGACAGAGGACGAGAUGGCUGGACAGUGUUCUCGAAGCUACCAGCAUGAGUUUGACCAAACUGCGGGAGGCAGUGGAAGACAGGAGUGCCUGGCGUGCUCUGGUCCAUGGGGUCACGAAGAGUCGGACACAACUAAAUGACUAAACAACAACAACAACGGCCAAUGUAGGAAAAUAUAAACAGAAUUCAUCCAUACCUACAAGGCAAAGCUCCUACAUUAGAGGCAAAAAAAGGAAACCCCAAUUCAGAGGCGGUCAUGCUUAAAUCCCAUCCAUUUCAAGGGAACUUAAAAGUUCAGCACAACUUUAGUUGUCCCGCUGAUUUAAAUGGGACUUGGACUAACUUGCUCUGGAUUGGGACCACCAUUCCCUAUUAUUUUUUGUGCAGCUUUAGUAUUUUAGGAAGGAGGCCUGCAGCCAGGGUUGCUUUUGUUACUGUUAACGGGGAAGCUCUCCUGAAACCAGUUAACGCACCUCCAGCACUAAGGACAUCAGAAAUAAAUGUGGCGUGCAGCAGUUCUGUGUAUGGUUUCAGACCAUUACCUUCUAACAGCGUUGAAUAUGCAGUUUCAACUGGUUCUAUUCAGUGCCCUCCUGAGUACCGGAGGGGGAGAGGAGAGGAACCUGCGAUACGAUCUCCAGUAUUUAGAAAGAACACAGUGUGGCUGAUAAUUACCUAAGCAAUAAUAUCUGAUAGCAUGAGAGAGAUCUGAGUGUUCUUUGUUUCAUCAAUAACGGAGGUUGCAUUCCUUUGGAUAUCUGCUGUGGAAAUAUCCAAGCUGUCAGGCCUCCUUUUUGGCUACAGAAAUUGGAGGUGGGGGCGGGGAGAGAGAGAGUUGAGUUUUAACUGCCUAAGCAUGGCUUUAAGUGCACACAUUAGUCACAGUCCUGCAAUCUGCCUCCCCACCCGCAAUGCACAUGGAGGGCAGGAUGCAGAGCAGCUGUAGAUAAUAGGAUGGGGACCCUCUCAGCCAGCCCCUAACUCCCUGCCCUCUUAACUUGCAUCCAGUCUAGGAGGUGGCCCUGUCUGUCAGUUUCCUCCACCUUAGUUGAAGGAGGAGCCUUUGCAGAAUUCGGCAGGGAGGGAGAUGGGGGGCUGACUCCUGCCUGUCAUUGGUUCUGGCUCCACCUGCCAUUCUCAUCUCUGCCUUCCACCCUGUCAGUCCCAAUGGACAUCACCAAGCCAAAGUACAUGUGGGACUCCAUGAUGUGAUGCGCAGGGGGACCUUGGCUUCAAAAAGCUGCAUUGCCACAUGCAUGACCAAGAAGGAACAGUCUGGCUACUCACUUGCAGUAUUUCUAUACCACCCAGUAGCAAAGGUUCUCUAGGUGGUUUAGAAGUAAAUAAUAAUAAUAAUAAUUAAAACCAUAAGAUACAAAAAAAUUAACAUGUAAACAUGAAAUCUAAAACAGAAUUAAACCAGUCACAGAAUAAAAAAAAACCAACAGAGAAUGACGACAGUACAAAGCAAUUGAAAAACACUGAAAGGUUGUUGUUUUUUUACGAUGGAAAGGUCUGGGGAAAUGAAAUGUUCUUCACCUCGUGCUGAAAAAAAAGCACUGGAGGAGCAACCACAGACAUGACCCUCCCUCUGCAGCUUAUUUGCUAGGAGUUCUCAGAGGCAAAAAUCCUCUGAGGAGACACUCUGGAUCCCUCUUUCCAUAUGUGUAAUGUGAAUUCUGACCUCAGAGUUAAGUGACCCUUGCUGCAUAUUUGUCUGGAUUGCAAAUAGGCAUUCGGAUGCCCCCAUUUUAAAGUUCUUAAACCCCAUGAAUUCCUGUAUCUCUGUGGUUCCUCUCUACUACCCAUGCCCUUGUCUAUUGGUUCUCCUGACAAUGGGGAUGACAUGAAUGGAUAAAUGUAGCAUUCCGAAUGUGGUCUUGCUGGUGCCAGACCAAUGUUCUUUGGCCUGUGUUCAAUAUCUGUAUUUAUGCAAUGGGGAAGUCCAAUUAUUUGCAACCUACUUCUGCUAAAAAGUUCACAGUUGGAGCAUUAACACUCCGGAAGAAAAAUUAACACUGGUUUGUGUUAGCACUGCAUAUUGUAGCUUUAGCAAUGGAUGUGCCUGCCCUGCCCCUUCUUUUAUGUGUGUAAGCAUUCAUGUAAAGUUCCUAGUGGCAUAGGGUUAGGGCAUCGGUUUUUUUGAGCAAUAGUGAAAACAAGCAAUACAAUCCACUUAGGAAAGGCAACACACACACACACACACACACACACACACACCAUAGCUGUCAACUUUCCCCUUUUUUAAGGGAAAUUCCCUUAUUCCGAAUAGGAUUCCUCGCAAGAAAAGGGGAAAGUUGACAGCUAUGACACUGACACACACACACACACACACACACACACUAUAUUAUUUGCCUCUUCUCCUGCCCUUUAAAACAUUGUUCCAGAAUUUGGUACCUAGAUAAGCCUUCUUUGAAGACUGAAGGAUUCCAGAUUGCAAUUUCAGAUAUGUGCUUGAGGAACCUGAAGACUGUUCCUGGGAAAGUGUGUCUUUAAUUGAGCUCCUUCAGUCUUUCAAUCAUUGUGUUUUGAUUUUUGGAUCUGGCAUCCUCCACUUAUUUAUUUUCCACACCAUCUUUUUUUAAAAAACAAACAAACAAACUUUGUUUUGCAGGGCUAUAACUCAGUGGUUCAGCUGAUAAGGCCCUAGGUUCAAUCAGUCACCAGUCAGAAAAGCCCAUGUUGGGUUUGAUGGACCAGUGGUCUUACUCACUAUAAAGCAGCUGCUUGCGUUCAUAUAUAUGCUUGGAAAAUAUUUAAUAGGGUCAGUUCUGGAGUUGCUUCUAAUACAUGUUUGGUUAUAUGCAUUUUUCAGACAGAAGCUCCCCUUUCUGUUGGCGAAUUAUCAUAUUUUAGAAUUAACUUUUUUACAGAGCUCUUUUCAUGGCUUAGGACCCUCGUACCUACAGGGCUGCCUCUCCCGGUAUGCCCCACGGAGGACCUUAAGGUCCAUAAAUAGCAACACCCUAGUGGUCCCGGGCCCUAAGGAAGUUAGAUUAGCCUCAACCAGAGCCAGGGCCUUUUCAACACUGGCUCUGGCCUGGUGGAACACUCUGUCUCAUGAGACCAGGGCCCUGCAGGAUCGGAUUUCUUUCCGCAGGGCCUGUAAGACAGAGUUGUUCCGCCUGGCCUUUGGCUUGGAGCCAAUUUGAUUUCCUCCCCCUCUUUUCUUUUUCCUUUCUCCUCCUGUGAUGAGGCUGCAUUUUAAUGUUUCAAUAUUUUAAUGCUGUAUUUUAAUCUUGUUUUUAAGUUGUAUUCACUCGAUUUGUUUUUAUUAUUGCUUGUUAGCCACCCUGAGCCUGGCCUUGGCUGGGGAGGGCGAGGUAUAAAUAAAAAUUAUUAUUAUUAUUAUUUUGUCCUUAUCGUUAAGACAUGCUGUUCUUUCCCAAAGGCAGGUCUCCUUGGCUUUUCUUGCAUCUUAACAUAAAGAAAAUAUAGGGUCUUGUGGCACAGCCUCCCACCAUGCUGGUGCAAAUAUUUGGGGCAACCACCCUACUGAAACAGCACAGUCAAAGAGGGCCAGUACCAAACACUUGAAUCAACUGUUGAUCUGAACAGUCUACUUGCACAUAAUUUCUGUGAUUCUGACAACUCUCACCCACCUGAGGAGGUUUCUAGCAAACAGGAGGUACCAGGCCUAAAAUGGGAAACCACAAGCCUCAGGAAGUGCUUAAAACAGACCUGCAAAUAGGCACUUACCUGUGCCAAGUAUGAAUUUCUCCUUAGGCAACCAAAUGUUAAUCCAGAGUCUUUUCUUUAAAACAUCCAUGCAGCUUUUCUACAGCAUAAACCUUUUUAAAAUACAAGAAAUCCAUUUCACAUAUUCAGUUAAUACUUUUACCUUCAUACUUGCAGAAGCUGCCAUUGAAUUAUUUUCCACAGCUGAGAUACUUCCCCCAUAAUCACAAAAAGCAGCUUUCUGGUUUUAACUCCUCUUCUUGGAAUUUGGAAGGUUGAAGGAGCUAUAGGAGGAAGCAGACUGAAAAAGGCUGGAGGGAGAAGUUUAUUCCCAGGCUCCCUGUUCCAAGACGUGUUGUGGUUACUCUGGUUUGGCCCCAUUAAUUGAAAGUGGCUUCCGGAUCUGAGCUUAGCAAGCAUUGCCAAAUUAAGAAGGCAUGGAGAACAGAGAAGACCACCUUCCACCGCAAAGCCCAGCUGCGAACAGUCCUUUGGAGUAAAAUGUGAAUUGCCACCCAAAGCUAAGCAUGUUUGCAUGGAAGUAAGUCUUACUGAGUUCAGUGGAGCUCAUUUCUGAGUAAACGUGAUUAGAAUUGCAGUGUUAUCUCUAUGCAUGUUUAUUCUGAAAUAAGCCCCGCUGUGUUGAACAGGGCUUAUUCCACUGUAAACCAAAGGCCUGGGACAAGCCUCGUUGAGCACAGCUGGACCUGUCUUUCAAGUCAGCAUAUUUAGGAUUGAGCUGCCUAUGUCAGUUUGGGUAAAAAGGGGUGUGUGCUUUACAUUCAGGCUGUAAAGGAAAGAAGGGAGAGAAUUUCUUAUUUGAAGUUACCUCAAAGCAGAGGUGCUAGACGUCUCGUUCCUCACCAGUCCCAGAGCAACUGUUCUUUUGCCAACAACUUGUAAGGGUAUGAAAUUAAAGGAUUUGUUUUAAUUUGUAAGGGGCUGUAUUUAAUUUUAAAAACCUAUAUGAGCAGGCAGACAGGCUGUUUGAAAUUGUGGGUUGGUAAUUGUCGCGGGCUUGCUUGGAAGGCUGGACCAGAAAUAAUUGCUGUGCAAUCUUCUUGGGAAGCCAGAUGGAUGUAACAGCCAGCCGUUCCACCUGAGGCUGCGGAAGAAAACGCAGCUGAUCCUGGGAUCUGUAGCUUGUUAAGGGUGCUUACGUCACAGAGUUACAGUUCCCGGCACCCUUUACAAGCUAUAUUUCUUAGGAUUCUCCGUGAAUGUUAAAAUGGUGUAGCAACACUUUAAUGGUAUGGUGUACAUGUGACCUAAGUCACAUUGGGAGCUUCCUUAGCUGAAAAGUAACUUGCAAAUGCAUAGAAUGCAUUAUUGUGGCUAGACCCCAAAACCUUGUGACUGUUUUGACAGUGAAGGCACAGCAGAGGAAAUGCUCCAGGAGGUCAAAUUGUCUCCGUGCGUUUCAGGUAUAAGUGGAAAGCUGAAACAAAAGAGUAAGCAAAAGAAAACAGAACAGUGAAAGUUGAGGAAAUUAAGAAAACACUGAUCAGAGUAGAGGGAAGAAAGGGGGGUCACUGUCGUAUGGUGAGUCAAGGACAAGAAAGUUUGGUUCACAGAACGGGAAGCACCUAUGAUCAGAAGGGUCCCUAACUCCCUAGAGACUUAGGGACCUAUAACAUGGGCCAUGAAGCUAGUAAGGGAAUGUGCUUCAGUCCUGAUAGGAUAAUUUCGGCACCCCUUGUAAAUGCCUCUGAGGAGGAAAGUGGCAGCUCAAACAAAAGGAGUCUGAUCCGUCUGACAGCUUCCCAAUGCUCUCUUCUGUCCUCAAAGUUCCCUGCCUAAGAAGAAAAGUAAAAUAACAGUUCAGAGUCAUCCAGUGGUGAAACCACAGUUCCAAGGCAGAACAUUUCUUCUUUAAAUCCUUUCUUGCUUGUUCAGUAACUAAAUCAGACAGCUCCAUUUAUCCUGCCAGGCUGUUUUGUCCAUGCAUGCCCACGUGCCCUACACCUGAUGUCAGAUGAGGGGCAGGUAAAGGUGGGGCUUGGUUGAAAGGGGCUUUGCAGGCACAAUCGGCUGGCUAAAGUGCUGUGCUCAGCAAACCCAAACCUCUGGGGCAGUGCUUCCCAAGCACCCAACAAUCAGCUGAUUGUCAGGAACUUGGGAAGCACAGCACAAGGGGCUCUGCAAGCUUCAUUCGGAAAGAAAAAAAAGUUCUGUGUUUUAUGUGGCGCACUCCUCUCUCAGAAGGAAGCAGGUUGUAUUCAGAGUGCUUCCCCAAGCACUUUGAAUACAAGCUGCUUUCUCUGCAGAGGGACAAAUGCUCCAGUUUUAGAAACAUCUUCAGCUGAUGGUCCAUUAAAAGGGAGCCUCUUUGAAGGCACACUAAAUCCUUAUCUUUCAGUGUGGUUGCUCUAGCAGACAAAUCAGCAUCUGCAGCAACCUCCUUUGAACUUUGCCUCUUGUCAGUCACCUGAUGUCAUGACACUCUGUGACCAACAAGUGGUUGGCUCCUCCCACCCGUCAGUUGGUCUGCAGUGGGUGAGGGAGAUAAGAAUCCAGCUGCCCAUUCCUAGUGUAGUUGGUCCUGAGCUAGAUGGACCAAUGAUCUGACUCAGUGUAAGGCAGCUUCUUAGGUUCUUGUGCUCCACCUUGGUUAGGGGAAUACAUCUACUAAUGGUCCAUUCCUUAAUUGUAACCGGCUCAGGGAGACGCUGCACUGGUGUUUGCAUGGCCCGUCAAGUAGCUUAAGAGGAGAACAAAAGUUGGGAAGCGGGCACACGGAAUUGUGAACCGUCAAAAAGCAUGAAAGACUCCAUGUAGCACUAAGCAGUAAAGAGGUCCUGUGGUGGUCUCCUGGUCUCCAGCGUGCAAAUACUCUUUCGAAGCGUUAGGAUUUCAUGUAGCAGUGGAUCGCUUCCUCAGUUUUGCCACAUCUAUCCCCACAACACAACACCUGCCCCAAAACUUCGGAGUAAUAUGAGGCCAUUGGAUAUCCGCGAGGCUAUAAUGUACCCCACAGAAGAGCACAAAAUGGGUGGCUGUGUAACAUAGGGCAGCUCUCCUGUGAUUCUGGCAAAACCAGUAAGUAAGGAUCUGCCUGCCUGCGCCAUUUCCUUGUAAGUGUUAAGGUAGAAUGGGGUGUAUCAAGAAGUAAUUGCUCAUGCAGUCACUUUAUAUAGCCCAGGUUAAUAGUAGUAGUAGUAGUAGUAGUAAUAGUAGUAGUAGUAGUAAUAAAACAACACUUCUAUUAUUUAUAUGCUGCCCAUCUGACUGGGUUGCCCCAGCCACUCUGGGUGGCUUCCGGCAAUUAUAAAACCACAGUAAAACAUCAAACAAUAAAAACUUGCCUUCACUUCUUUAUUUGUCUCCAGUGUAAGGAUGCCACAGUAUAAGCCUUUUAUCAGUCUUGGCCGUCAAUCAUUUUGCCUUCAUGAAUCUUAAAAGUGUGUGUGGGGGGGUGUCUCUCUAUUUUUGUGAUUCCAAAGCAUCCUUGCAUCACACAUCUGGAAAAACCAGUUAAUUCUGCAGUCUAAACCUACUCCACCUCCAUGCCCCACCUAGCAAAGGGUGUAUGGACAGUAGGAGUGGCGAAGGAGGUGAGGCUUCCUUAUCUCUACAGUCACCCCUUGUCAUUAUAAAUCAGUUGCAACCACCUCUGUGCUGCUUGCAUUCCAACUAGGCAAUGGAAACAACUCAUCUCUCUCACCCUGCUCUACAAAGCUGCCAGGGCUCUCAAAAGCUUCUCAGUGGCUGCAGCAGAGGCAGUUUAGGCAGAGGUCUGGCUAGCUAGAGCUAACCCUCUUGUUACUUCGUCACAUCAAAAGUUCAGUAUAACCAAGUUGCAGGAUUUGAGCGCAAGAGCACUCUUCUCCUGUUACCAUAUUUUUCGCUCUAUAGGACGCACUUUUUUCCCUUCAAAAAUGAAGGGAAAAUGUGUGUGCGUCCUAUGGAGCGAAGACGCCAUAGCCCCGCGAUCCUCUCCCGGCUGGAGAGGUGACGCGCGGCUAUGGCAGGAGCCUCUACAGCCCCGCGUCACCUCUCCAGCCGGGAGAGCGCGCACGGGGCUAAAGAAGCACCCCGCGACCCUCUCCCGGCUGGAGAGGUGACGGGCGGCUAUGGCAAGAGCCUCAAUAGCCGCGCGUCACCUCUCCAGCCGGGAGAGCGCGCGGGGCUAAAGAAGCACCACGCAACCCUCUCCCGGCUGGAGAGGUGACGGGCGGCUAUGGCAGGAGCCUCUAUGGCCGUGCGUCACCUCUCCAGCCGGGAGAGCGCGCGCGGCCCGCAGCCCUCUCCCGGAUGGAGAGGUGACGCGCGGCUAUUGAGGCUCUUGCCAUAGCCGCCCGUCACCUCUCCAGCCGGGAGAGCGCGCGGGGCUAAGCAGCCCCGCGACCCUCUCCCGGCUGGAGAGGUGACGGGCGGCUGUUGAGGCUCCUGCCAUAGCCGUGCGUCACCUCUCCAGCCGGGAGAGCGCGCGCGGGCUAAGAAGCCAUAGCCCAGCGACCCUCUCCCGGCUGGAGAGGUGACGCACGGCUAUGGCAGGAGCCUUUCCGCUGCGCCUUUCCGCUGCUCCCUGAACUGCUCUUUGGGGCUGGUGGUGGGCUUCCCCCCGCCAGCCCCAAAGAGCAGGUCGAGGAACCUGAAGCCUGGAGAGCGAGAGGUGUCAGUGCACACCGACCCCUCUCGCUCUCCAGGCUUCCAAGGUAGCCGCCUGAACGCACCUUAAACGGAACCUUGUUUUAGAGCGGGAAAGCAAGAGGGGGAAAGUUCUCCCCUCUCUGCACAGCGCCUCCUGCCACUUCGCUGAAGGGGCGCUGGGCAGAGAGGGGGAGAAUUUUUUUUUCUUGUUCUCCCCCCUCUAAAACAAAGUGCGUCCUAUUGUCCGGUGCGUCCUAUGGUGCGAAAAAUACGGUAAUUAAUUAAAUAGGCACACACACAUGUAUAGUGGGUUGCCUAAGGCUUCCUAGAAACACUUGGCUGGAACUCUGUAAAGGGGCCACUCAUGUAUAAGCCCCAGUAAAAUUGUGUGUGAAUAACAUGGCAGGAUUACACCUUAAGUGUCCAAGCAGGGAUUUCAAACACAUACUAAUUUAACAUCAUAGCUGUUCUGCCAUGCCAACUGUUCCAUGUGGGAAAGGCCCUCAUAAUUGCUCUUUGUUUUGUAAGGCACUGGCAAAUAAGGGAGGACAAAGAUGCUGUUAGGUGCCUUCGCGAAUCACUGCCAAAGUUCAGGCGGUUAUUUGGUCACAAAGCAGGCUUUGGCAAGGAACAUGGAAAUACAGUGUGUUACACUACCACUGCUGGACUUACAAAGGCCAGUGUCUACGGCAGCUUUCCGCUCUGAUAAGGUCCUUAAGCCUUUCUUCAGCAGAAUGGCUGCAUGCUCAAAAUGUGUGGGUUUGUACCAAGAGUCUGGAAUCAUUGUCCUAUUUUCGUUUUUUUUAGCUUGGGAACAUCCCGAGAUCUCCAAAGUGGAACUAAAAUACACAGAAGAGUUCAUUUGUUUCAACAAGUGGCCUAAAAGUGGCUUUCUCCCUUCUAUGGCCAGUUUGGCUGACAUUUAAUCCAUGCAAGGCUGGGAGCUUGGUUUCUGCAUUGGAAACUAGUAAAUGUCAUUCGCACAGAUUUACACAUUCAGUAGACUGAGGCAGCUUUCAUCUGCAAAGUGUCAAAGUUCAAUGGAUGCCAAGUCUGGGGGGAGGGGGAUGAGGAAUGGUUUCUGCUGUCUUCAUACAUUUUGCCUACAUCAACUGGAUCUGUUUUUUCCUUUGCUCACAGGAAAGGGGUGCGUGUGUUUAUGUGUUGCUAUAUACAGUUGUGCAUUUUGGUCCUGUUUGUGGGUUGCUACUUGCAGUUAAUCUGGGAGUGUUUAUACAGUGCAGUCCCUAUGCAUAUUAAUUCCAAAGGAAAUCCCACUCUGUUCCAUGGUGCAUGCUCUCAGGUAUUUAGGAUUUUCGGUGUUGCGUUCUGUGGUUAGCACUGCAGAUUGCAAAGAACAUAAGUAUCGCAGAAAACAGGAGUCCUGUGUCAGGCUCUUUCCACUGGUAGGGUCUAGUUCAACUUGCUCUGUACCCUGAUGCUAUUUCAAUCAUUUCACCAGCAGCAGCCAAUUAAAAGCACAUUGAAAUGAUGGAAGGGCUCAGGGUAGGUUAAGCUAGUUGUGGGAGUAUGGGAGGGUAGAAAAGCUCAAUGCAGACCUGCAGAUUUUGUUACAACAGCCUGUUACUCUUUGUAAUGUGAAGGGGAAGGCAAGUGAAAUCCCUGCAAUGGAACAGAGAAAGAAAAUAAUAUAGACAAAGCCCAGAGGAAAUCUUUUCAGCACAGGAAAACCUUCUGCUACGUGAACACUGGAUUGUAAAGGUUCUAUGAAAGUACAAUUACUGCCCAAUUAAAGAAAACUUAAUCAAUUGAUUCAACAAAUUGAAUAAUGUAUAUUGUAUAAUGCUCAGGCAAUUUGUUUUAAAGAUUUAAACUUGUUUAUCAGCUUGUUUUAUGGGGGGAUACAUGCUUGGUUUUAGAGGUACCAUCUUAGGCUAUAUGUUCCCUUCUCUGUGAAAGUGAAGGGAGAGUACCUCUUCCAAUGUGGACCUAGCCAAUUUUAGGGGAGUGGACUCAGGUUUCGCUAUCUGAACACAAUGCGUUAUCAGGAAAUCAUUUGUUAGGUAAGCGUUCGCCGAAUGAGUCAAUGAUUUCCAUCAAUUUCUGUGGUAAAAAUUCUACUGUGUUCCCGGCUAUGGAAUUUUGACCCCAAAGUGAUGAAGAAACUCAAGAAAACCCUCUGAAACUUUGCAGAAGGGAAAUAAGGAAUGUCCAGUGUCUCACUCCCUCUCUCCCCAAUGAUUUCUGGUGAAACGGCUGCACACACCGGCAAAACACAAAAAAGUGAGACUUGUUUAAGGUUGCUUAUUUGUUUACAGGCAGGUCUGGCUAUUUGGAUAUCUGAAUCUGCAGUGUGUAUAGUGAGGUUUGGGUACUAAUUGCUCUUGUUUGGAUAAGUGAAUUUUCAUAUAAUGAACAUUUGGAUAGUGGGGCCUGUGUGUAUAUUAGAAUGUGUUGGGGAAGUCUUUUCAUAGAAUCAUAGAAUCAUAGAGUUGGAAGAGACCACAAGGGCCAUCGAGUCCAACCCCCUGCCAAGCAGGAAACAGUUGAUUUAAAACUGGGGCAGGGAACUUGUAGCCCCCCCCCCCCAGAUGUUGCUGACCUAUAAUUUUCUAGCAUCCCUGACUGUUCACCAUGCUAGCUUAGUCUGAUGGGAGUUAGAUACCAACAAUAUCUGGAAGGCCACGUGUUCUCCACACUGAGUCAAAAGUUUCUUUUUUAACUAACUGAUUAAUUAAUUAAUUAAAGGUUACAGUCCUGAUUAAAACAACAGAGCUCUGGUCAACACAUUCUCUUACUGGAGGCAAAAGAGGGGAGCAGGCCGGUCCCACACACCAUAGUGGAUUUCUAGCAAAACAAUUGGCUACGGCCUCUGCUUCUUCCAUAUUUUCUUUCCCUUGUGGGCUGGCAGUUGAAAGUGUGUGGAUAAUUAGUACUGGGGGGAGGCUGGAUGGGGCCAGUUGUUGACACCUCAAGAAUACCGUCAAACAGAGGUGGUCAAAAUGCUGUUAACUAAUCUCAUGGAAAGUUGUAUCUGGGUGAAAUGGAACAUGGUAAGGGACAUAUUACAGUUCUGCCAACACAGAAUUUGUGAGGUGAUUCUCUCUUGAAUUAAAACUGUUGAACGGUUAAUAAGAACUGUAGAACAACUAUGCCAAAAUUGCUAUUGCAGAUUUUAAGAUGCCUUUCUACCCUAAUGGGGGAACCAGUUACUAUUUAUUUCAAUGGGAGAAUAAGCCAAGGGGGAGGGGAGGAAAUUCUUAAAGCAGACUCCUGCAGUUUAUUUUUUUCUCUUAUUAGCUGUUCAUCUCCACAAUAGCCUACGAAAAGAGUUCUCCAAAGCCUAAUUAUAAUAAAUUUGUGGAUGACUCAUGCUGACCACAUUCGCAAUUCCUCUUCUCCCCACAGAAAUCUUGGAUAGUCCCACAGCACAUUAUUAUUUUCCCUGAUAAUUUUCUCAGAACUGCAAGCUUCCUUGGCGCACGUUAAGGCACACAUUUUGAUUUAAUAUUUCUGUAGAACCCCAUCUGAUUUAGAAGUUUGAGGCAGCUAGCAGUAAAAGCAGGACGAAGAAACCAAAACCCAUCAAAUAUCCAACACGCCAAACUGGACUACAUGUGAGGGGAAAUAGGGUACUAGCAGAAACGGCAUUCCCAUGUUUAGCUCUUUCUCCUCAGUCUAGUAUGUGGUAGCACACGCCAUUUGUAAUUAUGCCAUGGUGCUGUUAACAGAUUGUAGGCCUCAAGGCAGGGGGCCCCAGUUACUCUUAGCACUUUUGAAGUAGUUGUUUCUUAUGUACCUUCCCACAGACAUGCUCACAUCAUUCCUGUCCCCUCCAACAAUUCUCUCCCCCUAAGCUACUUUUCCAUUGUAGGGGAAUUUUUCGGCACUUUCCCACCCAGAUCUGUAGCCAAGCUGGGGCAAAUGGGUACCCAGCCACCCGUGAGCUGUGCUUUACCUCUGCUGUCUCCUCCACCCCAUUUUUUGGGGGGGUGUUGUCUUUUUAAUUUGUGACAAUGACAGCCUCCACCUAAAGCAGUGUUUCCCAAACUUGGGUUCUCCAGCUGUUUUGGGACUACAACUCCCAUCAUCUCUAGCUAGAAAGACCAGUGGUCAGGGAUGAUGGGAAUUGUAGUCCUGAAACAGCUGGAGGCCCAAGUUUGGGAAACCCUGAUCCAAAGCAUGACAGCUUGUUUUAAAAACAGGAGCAAUUUAAGAACCGGGCCCUCUGAAAAAAAAUUAGUGAACAAGGCAGGGUACAUGUAUAACAGAACCUCAGCUGGAAGAGCCCCUCCCCCAAAGUCAGCCCAGCAGCCAUGAAGGGGGAAAAAAUCAAAUUAAUUUCCACAGUUGGAUUCCAAUCACCUAGCCCUAGAAAGGACGGUAGAGACAAAAAGACUGGGUGCCCCCUGAGCAUGUCAGCGCCAGAUUGGUUUGCCCCUUUGUUACUGAAAGGAUCAUCACAAGGAUAGGAGUGGAAUUGGGAUUGUUGCCUGAGUGAAGUAAAAGAAGGGGCCAACCCCAACCUCUCUCACCACCAAAGGAACACAAGUGAACAACACAAGCAACGCUGACACCAAACUCUACAUACAUUAAACAUAAUAGAAACACCGCCACCCGACCCCACCCCCAUCCAUCUUCCCUCUCUCCACCCCCCUUUCUUUUUCUUUUUCUUUUUUUCCUUCUCCCCCUAAUGCCUCAACAAAUGAAAUGGAUUUGUAAAAAUGUUACAUGGAAAGAAAAAAAUACGAGGCACUACACUUCUGUAAAACAAGAAAAUCCUUAAUAAAAUAUUUAAAAAAAAAAAAAAAAAGAAGGGUAGUAACAAAGGAAGGAAUGGUCCAGUGACACCCGUGCCCUGGGAAUUUAUUUGAGAAUUUCUACAUCCCUGUGUGCAAUAUGCAUUCUCUCAGGCUGCAUCCACACCAUAUUUUUACAGCGCUGUUGAAUCCCUUUAACAAUUAUGACUCCCCCCAAAAAAGAAUCCUGGGAAUUCUACAGUUAGUUAAGGGUGUGGAGAGUUUUUAGGAGACCCCUAUUCCCCUCACAUAACUACAAUUCCCAAGUUCCAUGGGAGGAGAGAUGGAUUGUUAAACUACUCUGGAAAUUGUGAGAAUCGGGGUCUCCCAACAACUCUUGGCCCCCUUAACAAACUACAGUUUCCCAGGAUUAUUAUUUUUUUUGGGGGGGGGGGACCACAACAGUUAAAAACGGCUUAGUAGUUCUUUAAUUGUAUGGUGCAGAUGUGGUCUCACUCUCAAAGGCCAUAGGUGGGGAAGUUACACUUUUGGGUCAAGAUUCAGGCCUCAGUAUCUGUAGAAAAGUUUUGUGUUCAUUUGUUCAAUUUGUAUCCUGCCCCUUUCUCUCUGAAGGGUACCCAGGGCAGUCAGCAGCACAAAACCCGAAAUAAAACAACAUCCAGUAUGCAAUAAUUAAAAUGCCCUAAAACUCCUAAACGCACCUAUCCCCUGCCGAAAGCCUGGACAAAUAGCAAAACAUAACCAUUUCCAGAAGGGUAGCUGUGUUAGCCUGUUGCAGCAAAAACAACACCAGCUGCAUCUGAUGAAGCAGGACUCUGGUUCAUGAAAACUAAGCCAUAAUAAAUGUGUUAGCCUUUAAGGUGCCACAAGGCAUUUUGUUGUUAUAUAAAAAUGGAUGUCAGAUGGCUGGGAUCAGAAAGCCCUCUUCCCAGAGAACUGCUGCGAAUUGAUAUCUAAGCCCUGUUUUGACUCAAUGGAAGCCAUCUUCAUUUAUUCGUCACCAUAGAUUGCAGUUUACAGAAUAAUAAUAGAUUCUCUGCACCUUAAAACCCCAAAUUUUGACAGUGGAGAAGGCAAUGAUUUUGUUUUUUCCAAUAAUCAUUUUUAAUUUUGUCUUGAACUGAAAUUGCAUUAGCCUUUCACUUUUGUUUUUUAUUGUCCUGUAUGACUGAUGAGAUUUAUCCUUGCACUCUCCAUUAAUGGUGGGGUUUUGAAAUUUAAUUUUCUGUCUCGCAUUUUUUCUUCUUCUUCUUCUUAGGUUUUGUGCAAUGGCCCAGGAACUUGCGUUCCCAUAUGCGCAUCUGCCCUCCUGCUCAGGAUGCUGGGGAUAAAAAGCGUAACCAUUGUAUACGUCGAGAGCAUCUGCCGCGUGGAAAACCUGUCUCUGUCCGGGAAGAUCCUUUACCACUUUUCAGAUUAUUUCAUCGUCCAGUGGCCUGCGCUCAAAGAAAAAUAUCCCAAGUCUCUCUAUCUUGGGCGAAUCGUGUGACAAGAAAGGACAAGCUCAAUGUGUUUUAGUACCAACGCUGAUGUUUUUUUCCAACCGGUCUUUCAUAAGUUUACACAAGUCAAGCAAGACUCAUUAGUGUAUUUCUAAAAACCAAAGUGGACCAUAUGUGCAUACCACCCAGUAUUGCAUAGCUGGACACCACAAGAUUAUGCUUCUCUUUCCAGUUGCCGUCAGGAACUCAACUCUACCUCUGUUGCGUCACUUUGGUUUCCAGGACUGCCGUCCUUCAUCCUCAUCUCUUAAAAAAACCCCUUUCUGAUGAGUCAGGGAAUAAGGUAAAUGGAGUAAUAUGGCAGGGGGGAAAGAAUAUUAGUUUGUGAUGAAAUUGCACAGCGGAGUGGAUUAUUUAUGCAGUGUCCAUCAAGGUGCAUGGCACUGUAAAAAACAGUAAGAAAAAAAAGCCUCUCCCCUCCCCAGCUUUCAUUGGAUAUAAGUAUUUAUUUCAAUUUUCUUUGUGUUGAUUUCCCUUUUUUCCUUUAUGUUUUGUAUGCACACACACACACACACACACACACACACACACUUUUAUCCGUAUAAAACAUGAAACUGACGUUUGAUGUUGGCUUAUCCCUAAGGUACCACCUAGGAAUCAUGGAAGUAGGGCUGGUCCCCUGCAAUCAUCUCAUUCCCAAUCACAUAAUAAUGUUUUAUUCACCUACUGUCACAAGUUUUUCCCCAGUCGCUAAAGGCGAGGAUGUUGGCUGGUGCUCUAGUCUAUUGCAAUGAGAUCCCGUUGAGAUUUUAUAUGGAGAAUUCCAACUGAUAAGAUACUGGCCUUGGUCAGAUGUUGACAUUCCACAUUUCCUUCUGCCCUCUUUUCCAUGUGGAACAAGUCAGAACUGGAAUGGGCUGUAUUUAUUUGCACACAGCUUCUCCCUGACCUGUUCACUCUACCCGUUACCCACCUUCUGGUGUAAGACUAUGUGGUGUGGUGGGAUCCUGAGGUCUCUCCUCAAAGGCCAUUCGGGGCAGUGGCUUUAGAGCCAUAGCUGCACUGAGCGGUUGCUUAAACAUGCCCCUUAAAUUAUAAGAAACAGAAUCUUGUUCUGGUACCAAAGCCCUUGUUUCCUGUAUGCAAGCAGCAAAAUCCCUAGUGAAUAUUUUGUGCAUAAAGGAAACGGUCGUAUUAACUUGGCCUGAGGACAGUUUUCGUUCUGCAGCCUUUCCAAAAAAGAAACCCCACAGCAUCAAAUCCACUAUCAUUUUUCCUUUUGGCCUCUCAAAAGUUGGCCCUGUGUUCUAAAGUAAGCUUUCUAAAGCAUUGUGUUUAAUUGUUAAGAUAAAUAAAGAGGUAGCGGAUGUCACAAGCAGAUGAACCGCAUGUGCACAAGGGAGACAGAUUUUUUCCAAGCUGAGCGUUAAAUCUUUUAACAGUGUUGAAUUACAGGGAGGAAACUGUCAUUAGGAAGCAGUGAGACUCUUUAGCCCACUUUGCAGCCCCAUGUGUGUAUAAUGAGCGUUAAUGAUGCCAAAAAAAGGUAAAAUGUCACUUUCUCAGUGAACUUAAGUAUAUGUAGGUUUUGUAUGUUUAAAAGUUCAAGACAUGUUUAGUUAGCGUGUGAAGCCAUUCCCUCCCUUAAAUGGGAAAUGGCAUUUAAUAUCAAACACUGUUAGCAAAAUCCAGUCUCCCAUAAUAUCUAUUUUCUAAGUCUGUUGCAGCCUUUUUUCACCCAUCUGGCAAAUCAUAACUAUAUAUGUUGUUCUGUAUAUAGAGCAAUGUAAACACAUCUGUCAUCUGCAUAUACUGAGUCACAUCGAUGAACAAAUUUUGGCUGGAGAAACAUAUACAUUGAAGAGAGUAACAGAAAAGUGGGAAAGGUCCACAUGAUGCACAAACGAAACACAAGGAAGCCGAACAAUAAUCCUAUACAUCACUGCAAGAGAGUGAUAGUUUUUACUUUCUAUAGUAACUGUGACUUUUGAUCAUUUUUUCUAGAGGGAUGUUAAAAUAUGGAGAGGGAUAGCUUUGAUACGAAGAAGCGAAGGUGCCUGUGGUUUGCAAACUGUUCGGAUGAGUAGGGUUUUUUUUAAAAAUUAAAAGCCUGCUUCUCUAUAAGUAUUCAUCUUGAUGCUGCCAUGUUGAUACGGGAAAUAACAUUUAUCAGAAGGUGCUCUUCAGUUUGGCCGAAAGGUAUGCUUCAAUUAAUAUCCCAUGAAGCCUAAUUCACAUUUUGGGAACACUCUGUUUUCAUUUCGGCAGAGGAACUGGCAUCUACAUGAAGCUACUGGAAGACAUCAUCUGGUGAUUUGGAGCAUGGCGCCACCAACAUGCAGGUCUACCCAGCUCCGUAUCUCCAUUCCAUCGGAAAGGCUGUGCAGGUGCAGGUGGAGUCUGAUGGACUAGAUGAGGACCAGUAAACUGAUGUUGAAUUCUGAGAAGAUUGAGAUGUUAUGGGUCAGCCAUUCCCAAGUUCAGGAGUUAGGAAGAUGGCCUGCCCUGGGUUGGGUAAAACUCCCACUGAAAGAGUAGCUAUGUAACUUGGCAAUUCUCAUCAUUUCCAAGCUGUCACUGGGGCCCAAAUGACUACGGUGAUAAGGAGUGCUGAUGCCCAGCUCUGGAUGUUUCACCAGCUACCACUGUUCCUGGACCAAGAUAGUCUAACCUUGAAUAUCUAUGUUCUAAUAACCUGUACAGGCUACUACAGAUAUCCUUGAAAAUAGUCCAGAAGCUGCCACUGAAAGAGCAGUGAGAAGGAAUCUUAUCGCCUGAUCUUCACUGCAUUGGCUGCCAGUGAACUACCACACACAGUUCAAAGUGCUAGUGUACGAAACCAUGAACAACUUGUCACCCAAGUAAUCGAAGGAGCGCCUUUCUCAGUACAGUGGUACCUGGGGUUACAGACGCUUCAGGUUACAGACUCCGCUAACCCAGAAACAGUACCUUGGGUUAAGAACUUUGCUUCAGGAUGAGAACAGAAAUCGCACGGCGGCGGCGGGAGGCCCCAUUAGCUAAAGUGGUACCUCAGGUUAAGAACAGACCUCCGGAACGAAUUAAAUUCUUAACCCGAGGUACCACUGUACUUUCUAAUCUGGACUUUAUGAUCAAUGGGAGAGGCCCUUCUCAUGGUUCCAUCAGUGUUGGCAGUAAGGAAGAUGGUCACACAAGACAGCAUUCUCAGGGGCGGCACCUUGCCUAUGGAACAAGCUGGUUUUCUCCUCUAGAGGGUAGGACUUGAACCAAUGGCUUCAAGUUACAAGAAAGGAGAUUCUCAGUAAACAUCAAGAAGAACUUUCUGACAGGAAGAGCCAUUUGACAGUGGAGCGGUCUCCCUUCAAAGGUUGUGGACUCUCCUUCCUUGGAGGUUUUUAAGCAGAAGUUGGAUGGCCAUCUGUCAUGAAUGCUUUAGCUGAAAUUCCUGCAUUGCAGGGGGUUGGACUAGAUGACCCUUGGGAUCCCUCCCAACUCUACAAUUCUAUGAUUCUAUGAACCUCCUCCUGGGUGAAAUCAGGUUGUCCUCCACUCUAGGCAGAAUUUGGAAGCUCACCUAUUUGUCUAGGCCUUGGAGGUUUAACUGGUGUUAUGGAGCUCUUAGCUUCUGCUGUUUUUAUUGAUGAGAACCUGUUAGUUCAUUUAAUGGUUUUGUGAAGAAUGCGUUGUUUUAUGCUGUUAGCCACUCUGUGCUCCAUUGUAGGAUGAAAGGCAGGAUACAAAAAUGUGAAAUAUAUUUUUUAAAAGAAAUUAACAAAUAUUCCCAUCCAGUGUGAAUACAUAGACCUCAGCUUUCCCUACUGUAGAAAACAGUGUUUGGUUUCUAGUGCAUUUUUAUCCUUUGGCUUAGGUGUGAAAUAAAUCAAAUACCCAAAAGUAACCUUGUGUUUAGCUGCUGCAGAGCCAUUAAUGUGUUUAAUGGCUUCUCCAUGGAACCUAAAGGGAUAAAACGCUUUCUUGGGAAGAAUUCUGUGCAAAAUGUAUGGCUCAGCACUUAAUAUCCUUGGGAAUGACCUGACCCUGGCUUCGACUUAUGUGUGCUAGCUUUUGGCCUAGUAACUCAAAUGGGGGUUAUAUUAUCAGGACUUCCUGCAGCCUUGCAAAUUGUUUCGGUAAAUAAAGGAAGAUAUACUUACUGCCUGUUAUGGCUAAAACUUUUCGUUCCCUGGGAAUAUUUAUUGCACGGUCCUUAUAUAUUUUUGUGUCACUCAGUUUGUUCUGUAGUCUAAAAGAUGCUGCUGCACUGCAUUUGCUUACAUGUGGAACAACUCCCAUAGCUCAGUGUUAAUAGAAAACAUAGGUGGUUGGAGGACUCUGGUUGGGUCCCCCACAUUUCCAGUUGAAGCAGGGAUGGGGAAGCUGUGGUCCUCCAGAUGUUGUUGGACUCUUAAUUCCCAUCAGCCCCAACCAGCUGAUGAUGAGAGUUGUAAGCUGACAACAUCUGGAGGGCCAAAGAUUCUCUAUCCCUGAGUUGAAGGAUUUCAGCAAGACAGUGGAGAGACACACUUGCUCAAACUAACAGUAAAGACCUAUAUACUAAACCAGACCAUUUGGUCCAUUAAUGCUAGAUACAACUAAAGCAGAUUAUCAUCAUCAUAUAAUUUAUAUCCUCACCUUUUAAGGGGGAAAAUCAAUUAAUUGAUUUUCAAGUAUCCUAACUAACUA
Molecule: messenger RNA, 38024 nt
Organism: Podarcis lilfordi (Lilford's wall lizard)
Lineage: Eukaryota; Metazoa; Chordata; Lepidosauria; Squamata; Lacertidae
Source: the annotation of a GenBank genome assembly